AUGGCCUCCCAGGGUUUUCAUUUGCUACUGAUCAUCAUAACUAGUCUUCUAAGCAUCACUUUCUCCACCUCCCAAGCUGCUGGCCCUAGUGCAUCUAAGCCCGCCAGAAAAGUCAUGAAUAUCAUAGACUCUUGCUGGCGAAGCAGGUCUAACUGGGCAGAUAACCGGCGUGCAUUGGCCGAUUGCGCUAUAGGCUUCGGCAAGAAUGCAAUCGGUGGAAAAUAUGGUGCAACAUAUAUCGUCACAGAUCCAUCCGAUAAUCCGGGACACCCAAAACCGGGCACUCUUAGACACGGUGUUGUACAGACAAAACCAUUGUGGAUUAUAUUUGCUAGGGACAUGGUUAUAACUCUGAAAAAUGAGCUGAUAGUAAAUAGUUUUAAGACCAUUGAUGGGAGAGGGGUGAAAGUGGAGAUUGCUUAUGGACCAUGCAUCACAGUACAACAUGUUAGCCAUGUGAUUAUUCAUGGGAUUAGCAUUCAUGACUGUAAGCCAGGGAAGGCUGGCAUUGUCCAGAGCAGUUCAACCCACACAGGCCGCCGUGGUGGCUCGGACGGAGAUGGCAUUGAUAUCUUCGAUUCUUCCUAUAUAUGGAUUGAUCAUUGCUCUCUUGCGAGGUGCAGCGAUGGCCUCAUUGACGUUAUCCAUGCUUCCACUGCCAUUACCAUUUCCAAUAACUAUUUUACUCAGCAUGAUAAGGUGAUGUUAUUUGGGCACAACGAUAAGAACACAGAAGAUAAAGCCAUAAAAGUUACGGUAGUCUUCAACCAUUUUGGUCCUGGUCUUGUGCAGAGGAUGCCAAGGGUUAGGCUAGGUUAUGCGCACGUGGCAAAUAACAGGUACGAUAGAUGGGAGAUGUAUGCAAUUGGUGGAAGUGCCAAUCCAACCAUUUUCAGCGAAGGGAACUAUUUCAUGGCUCCGGACAGUCCUGAUGCUAAACAAGUGACGAAGAGAGAGGCUAAAAAUGGUUGGAAAAAUUGGAAAUGGAGGUCCUCCAAAGAUAAAUUCAUGAAUGGAGCAUAUUUUGUUCAAUCUGGAUAUGGAAACUGUGCGCCUGGUUACAACAGAUAUCAGAAUUUUCCGGUGGCCGAUGGUUCGUUGGUACCUGCUUUAACAGCUGAUGCAGGCCCCAUGCGCUGCACUACGAAUAAAGCUUGUUAG
Molecule: messenger RNA, 1161 nt
Organism: Coffea eugenioides
Lineage: Eukaryota; Viridiplantae; Streptophyta; Magnoliopsida; Gentianales; Rubiaceae
Product: putative pectate lyase 2
Exons: 4
Coding region: 1-1161 (386 amino acids)
Molecular function (GO): pectate lyase activity
Source: RefSeq, a predicted model, not a curated record